Messenger RNA from Thyridium curvatum, 1644 nucleotides. RefSeq lists its product as uncharacterized. The record is from RefSeq and is a predicted model, not a curated record. The transcript is spliced from 7 exons. Gene Ontology annotation, molecular function: transmembrane transporter activity. Lineage: Eukaryota; Fungi; Ascomycota; Sordariomycetes; Thyridiales; Thyridiaceae. Gene Ontology annotation, biological process: transmembrane transport. Gene Ontology annotation, cellular component: membrane. The coding region runs from base 1 to 1644 and encodes 547 amino acids.
AUGGCAGACAGCGGUGCAUCUCGCGAGAAGGUAGAUACCCUCGAGGUUGAAGAUGGAGGGCAUCAUGACCACCAGCACCACCAUCACAUCCUGCACCAUGGGAGCACCAAACAAGACGAGGAAAUUGGCCGCAUCGAUGCUAUAGCCCUUGCGCCAGGGACUACCUUUCAGUCAUUUGCGCAUCUCGACGAGAAGAAGAUCCUCAGAAAGGCACGUCUACCCAAUUCAUACGCUAUGGACAUCCGCCUCAUUCCCAUGCUUGCUGUCCUCUACCUCCUCUCCUUCCUCGACCGUGGCAAUAUCGGCAAUGCAAAGAUCGAGGGCCUUCAGGAAGACCUCGGAAUGCAACCAGCUCAGUACAACUGGUGCUUGACCGUCUUCUUCUUCACGUACGCAGCGUUCGAGGUACCAAGCAACCUGCUUCUCAAGAAGCUCCGUCCCAGCCGCUGGCUCCCAUUCAUCAUGGUCGCCUGGGGCACCGUCAUGACCUUGAUGGGCAUCGUAAAGAACUACCACGGCCUGCUGAUUGCCCGUAUCUUUUUGGGCGUCACGGAAGCUGGCCUCUUUCCCGGCGUAGCGUACUACCUAACCAUGUGGUACUGCCGCCACGAGAUCCAAUUCCGACAGGCGCUCUUCUUCUCGGCCGCCUCGAUCGCCGGUGCCUUCAGCGGUCUCCUCGCCUUUGCCAUCUCCAAGAUGAACGGCAUCGGCGGCCUCGAAGGCUGGCGCUGGAUCUUCAUCCUCGAGGGCAUCGUCACGGUCGUCGUCGCGGUCGCGUCCUUCUUCCUGCUGCACGACUUCCCCGAGACCGCCAAGUUCCUGACGGAGGAGGAGCGCGCCUUUGUCGUCUUCCGCCUCAAGUACCAGGGCCAAGUCACCCUGCAGCAGAGCUCCGACGCAAAUAAUGCGUCGUCGGGAAGCCCGACCUUGGGACCGGCGCAGGCCGAAGAGUUCAAGUGGAAGUACGUCCGGGACGCGUUCACCGACUGGCAGAUCUGGGCCAGCAUCCUCGUGUUUUGGGGUAUCGUCUGCCCGCUCUACGGCAUCAGCCUCUUCCUGCCAACUAUCAUCAAAAACCUCGGGUACACAUCCAGCAAGGCCCAGCUGAUGACGGUGCCGAUUUAUAUCACUGCCGCAAUCCUUGCUGUGAUCGUUGCUUACUUCUCCGAUCGAGUGGGCAAACGAAGCCCGUUCAUCGUCCCAUUCCUAUUCAUGAUGCUGGUCGGCUUCAUCAUGUGCAUCUCUAGCACGAAUCCCCACGUCGUGUAUGGCGGCGUCUUCAUCGCGGCAUGUGCCAUCUACCCGGCCUUCCCGGGCUUGAUCGCAUGGCUCUCGAACAAUCUCGCUGGAAGCUACAAGCGAAGCGCGGGUAUGGCUCUCCAGAUCGGUGUGGGCAACCUCGGCGGUGCGAUGGCAUCCAACUUUUACCGCCAGGCAGAUUCACCCCGCUACAUCCUCGGACACGGGCUCGAGAUCGGGUUCGUGGUCUUGGGCAUCUUUGGCGCCCUUGUCAUGAUCUGGGGCUAUGCUAGGCAGAACAAGAAGAGGUCGAGACUCAUGGCGGAGGGCAUCGAGGGCAGGUGGACAAAUGAGGAACUCUCGGCUGCUGGAGACAGGGCUGUGACCUUCAGGUACAUGUACUGA